Messenger RNA from Exserohilum turcica Et28A, 2193 nucleotides. RefSeq lists its product as uncharacterized. The record is from RefSeq and is a predicted model, not a curated record. The transcript is spliced from 7 exons. Bases 1 to 2193 code for a protein of 730 amino acids. Lineage: Eukaryota; Fungi; Ascomycota; Dothideomycetes; Pleosporales; Pleosporaceae.
AUGCUUAACUGUUUCCAAGAUAGUUCGAGUAGCAUGCGGCCGCUCGUAUACACCAAAGGACUACUCAAGCCUCAGCGAAGCAAGUCUUCAAUCGGCCUCCUCUUCGCCUCUAUAUAUUCAACGUUACUCUCAGCCUUGUUCUUCAUUGUUGCAUUAAUCCAGCCAAAAUAUGGACAUGUUGUAUCGGCCCGUGGCCGCUUUUCGCCUUCGUCUGCCGCCCUCUUUACAGCCUUCAUCGCCAAAACAGUCGAGUUGUCCUUUGUCAUGGUUUUCCUGGCCUUCAUAGGUCAGGUGUUGUCGCGCCGCGCCAUUCACCAGAAAGGUGUAAGUUUGGCGACUAUAUCAAUGCGGUCAUGGAUUCUCCAGCCAGGAACACUUCUUAGUCAGUGGCGGAGCGUCAAGUUUGCUGGCUUCAGUGUGCUAGGGGUAUUUUCUUUGGUCACUGCCAUCUUGUCGCUAUUGUAUACGACUGCCGCCGGUGCACUUGUACAACCGCAGUUGCGCUUACCGCCAUGGGAAAAACAAACCCUCGCGGGCGAGGUAGCGGGCGACUUUUCCAGCACACUCCAAGCCAAAGACACAUGCCUAAAAGCAUGGCCCGACGUGGGCGACCAAGCCUGGGGCGGCAGUACAUGUCUUGCUGUCAAAUGGUCAUCUUUAUGCGGUCGCAACUUUGUACGAUACAUGGCUUCUUGGGACGAUAAUAAAGCCCAAGAUAACCCGCCCUGGAUGUCUGAUCGCCUGGAUCAGCGUCUGCCUAUCUUUGCCGCGCUGGAUAACAAUAUCACUGUAACGACGGCCUGGCUGGACAGCCACGAUGUGAAAACGGCCUCGGAAAAGGCUGGAAGAAUAAUCAAUAAUAUUACCAUAGCAGUGCCUCACCGAGGAGUCCCGGCAGCUGCUCGAUUCUCCAAGAACGAUAUUCUGCAACCAGAGGAUCUCCAUGAGGGCGGCUCGUAUUCGAUUCAUGCGUCAGUCGCAAGCUUCGCACUCAACGCCAUGUGUGCCAAUGUGAAGGAAGAAGAGCUGGCUCCCAUCAUCUAUACAAACUGGCCCAACGCACUUCGGAUGGAUGAAGUGUCAAAAGCAGUGAAUUGGUGGCCAGUGAUGGGCUUCCCCCCAGGCACCAAUACCAACAACAAAACCGUUCUUGACGACAUUUUCGGGUGGAAAGAUGAGACUGAAGAUCAUUCCCGUGCUAGACCCAGCAAUGCGUAUCUUUUUGUUUCGAGGCCAAAGCUUGCGCUGACUAGUCAGAUUGCCAAUCACACACAAGUCCCGUAUACGGUUGGUGACCGACCAGAAGUCUAUCUUCUUGGCAAGGCUCCUGAUAACACCACCUCGGAUUAUUUCCUCUGUUCCAUGAAAGCUGGCAUCACAACGUCUUGCACUACGCGCUACAAUGCUUCCUCGAGUGGACAGAGCCUUGACGCUGCUUGCAGUGACGCCAACAAAUCUAGCAACGGCGACGAUUCCACCAUCCCGCCUCUUCAUUCCAAAGAUGACAGGCCAGGACUCGUCAGUUGGCGCGAACUAGGCUUCAACCUGCUCAAUUCCUUGAGCUUGAACAACGGUGUCUUUGACGGUGAUGCAUCAACAGCACGCAUAUUAACACAACUCCAACUGACAGAACCGUCGCUCAACAAAACUCUGCCGAGUCCCGCAGAAGCACUGCUAAGCAUGAUGACGUGCACCGUUCUUGAUCUGACGCAGAACUUCCCAUUCAAGCCCAACUGGGACUCCAAAGCCACAGACGGCAACCAGCCAACCCUGCAAUACUUUAACGCCUCGGUGCGCGUAGCACAGUACAUGUCUGGCGGCGAGAAUCCAUAUCAAAAGGCCUUCCUCGUCGUCCUCGCCCUCACCCUCCUCAUCAACCUCUUCAUCCUCUUCUACCUCUCCUUUGUCCUGCGCAUCCGCCUCAUCACCGACCUCUGCGAGCCCCUCGUCCUCUUCGUCCUCGGCUACCACUCCCCGCCGUCCGACGGCCUCUUCAAGGGCCUGCCGCAGGAAGGCCCGCGCACCAGUGAUCUAACCGUCGAUUGGAUCGUCAAGCGCAGUAAUGACCAACUCGUUGUUGUCGGCAUGAACGAGGUAGACGACCAUGUGCCGCCGCGCACGGGCAUGGGCGGCUGGUUCCGCAUGCGGCGAAGAAGAAGUGGUGGCGAGGCUGAGACUCUGGCAGCAAAAUAG